UUCCCGGCAAGCCCCGCUCGCGGGCGGCCGCCAUUCCCGCGCCCGGAUUUCGCCAUCGCGGGGGCCGGCCGCGGGAGCGCCCCCGCCGACGUCCCGGAGCCGCAGCCUCAGCUUCAGCCCAUGUGGGGGAUUGACUGGGACUGAGGGAGCCACCUGGAAGCAUGGAGACCGUGGUGAUUGUUGCCAUAGGUGUGCUGGCCACUAUCUUUCUGGCCUCGUUUGCUGCGUUGGUGGUGGUUUGCAGGCAGCGCUACUGCCGGCCCCGAGACCUUCUGCAGCGCUAUGAUUCCAAGCCCAUUGUGGACCUCAUCGGCGCCAUGGAGACCCAGUCCGAGCCCUCUGAGCUGGAGCUGGACGAUGUUGUCAUCACCAACCCCCACAUCGAGGCCAUUCUGGAGAAUGAAGACUGGAUUGAAGAUGCCUCGGGUCUCAUGUCCCACUGCAUUGCCAUCUUGAAGAUCUGUCACACCCUGACGGAAAAACUUGUUGCCAUGACCAUGGGCUCAGGGGCCAAGAUGAAGACCUCAGCCAGCGUUAGUGACAUCAUCGUGGUGGCCAAGCGGAUCAGCCCCAGGGUGGAUGAUGUUGUGAAAUCAAUGUACCCGCCGUUGGACCCGAAGCUCCUGGACGCGCGGACAACUGCCCUGCUCCUGUCUGUCAGUCACCUGGUGCUGGUGACCAGGAAUGCCUGCCACCUGACUGGGGGCCUGGACUGGAUUGACCAGUCACUGUCGGCUGCUGAGGAGCACUUGGAAGUCCUUCGAGAAGCAGCCCUGGCUUCUGAGCCAGAUAAAGGCCUCCCUGGCCCUGAAGGCUUCCUGCAGGAGCAGUCGGCCAUUUAGUGCCUUCCGGCCACGCAGCCGGUCGCCAGGGCUGGCGUGCUGCCACUGCCGGGUGGCUCAGCCGCGCCCUCCACUUUCCCCUGUAGAGUUAGUUGUCCUCCAGUCGAGUGUGUGUUUAGUGAAGCAGGAGGGCCCCGUCUGUCAGUGCCUCUGCUGUAGUUGCGGAGGGUGGCUGGUGAGGGGCAGUGUGACGCUGCAGUUCCGGGAGGUGACAGUCGCCGUCUGUGCAGUAGCGCUUUGGAGACUGGAGGGCCUUAAGCUUUAUUUAGCUCACCUAGUGUUUUCAGGAAAAUCGAGCCACCAUCUGAGAAUCAGGAGGUUUCACAUUAAAAUCAGAAUUUCUGGCUUCUCUCGAACAAUCAGA
Messenger RNA from Vicugna pacos (alpaca), 1206 nucleotides. RefSeq names its product transmembrane protein 98 (gene TMEM98). The record is from RefSeq and is a predicted model, not a curated record. Lineage: Eukaryota; Metazoa; Chordata; Mammalia; Artiodactyla; Camelidae. Gene Ontology annotation, cellular component: endoplasmic reticulum.